Messenger RNA from Cannabis sativa, 2061 nucleotides. RefSeq names its product (R)-mandelonitrile lyase-like. The transcript has 4 exons. The coding region runs from base 163 to 1818 and encodes 551 amino acids. Lineage: Eukaryota; Viridiplantae; Streptophyta; Magnoliopsida; Rosales; Cannabaceae. The record is from RefSeq and is a predicted model, not a curated record. Gene Ontology annotation, molecular function: oxidoreductase activity, acting on CH-OH group of donors; flavin adenine dinucleotide binding.
AAUUAUUUUAAAUGUUAGGAUGUAAUUUUUUGUUUUCUUUUUUCAAACUGAAAUUAACGACUAACUAACCAAACCUAUGAUUUCCCUCUCUUUCUUUCUUUUUUUCCCUCCAAGAAAAUUUCUCACUCCUCCAAGAAAACCCAAGAAAAUCCCAUCCCAAUAAUGAGAAAACCAAUUCUCAAUCUCAAACCACAUUUCAUAUUAGUCUCCUUCUUCACCUUCUUCGCCACCAUCGUCACAACACAGCAAAUCCCUCGUCAAGAAGCCAAUUACCGAAGUUUCGUAAUCAACGCCACUCGUUUCCCCUCCGAGGAAUAUUUCGAUUACAUAAUCGUCGGCGGCGGCACCGCCGGUUGUCCAUUAGCGGCGACUCUGUCACGUGCGUUCCGCGUGCUCGUUUUGGAACGCGGCGGCGCGCCGUACGCCGAUCGAAAUGUGAUGUUCCAAGAGGGUUUCUUGACGGCUUUAGCCGACGCCGAUGCAUACGAGUCGGCGGCUCAAGCAUUUACGUCGGAAGAUGGGGUUCCUAAUUCACGUGGGAGAGUUCUCGGCGGGAGUAGCGCCAUUAACGCCGGCUUCUAUAGCCGAGCCGAGGAAGAGUUCUUUGAGAAAUCUGGGGUUGACUGGGAUAGGAAAAUGGUCAACGAUUCAUAUGAAUGGGUUGAGAGGAAAAUUGUGUUUAGACCUGAGAUUAAGACUUGGCAAAUGGGUGUUCGAGAUGGGUUACAAGAAGCUGGUGUAAACCCAUACAAUGGAUUUAGUUUAGAGCACAAAUUUGGUACAAAAAUUGGUGGUACAAUAUUUGACAGUUAUGGAAGAAGACACAGUGCAGCAGAUCUACUAUUCUACUCAAGAAUAAGUAACUUGAAAGUAGUGAUCUAUGCAAGUGUUGAGAAAAUUAUGAUAUCAAAUCCAAAGAGUUACUCAGAAAAAUCAGCAAGUGGUGUUGUUUUUAGAGACAGAAGAGGAAGGUGUCACAAUGCAAUGUUAAGAAAGAAUGGUGAGAUUUUAGUGUCAGCUGGUGCAAUUGGUAGUCCACAACUUCUUAUGUUAAGUGGUAUUGGCUCAAGAAACUACCUUUCUUCGUGGCGAAUCCCGGUCACCCAUGAUCUUCCCUACGUGGGAAGAUUCUUGUAUGACAAUCCCCGAAAUAGUAUCUCAAUUGUACCACCAAUGCCAUUAGAACAAUCACUAAUUCAAGUUGUUGGCAUUACUCCUUCGGGUGCUUACAUCGAAGCAGCUUCCAAUGUGAUACCUUUCGCGGCCCCAGCACGAACGGUUUUCAUUAGGACACCCUCUUCGCCGCUCUAUUUGACCGUCGCAACACUCAUGUCAAAGAUCAAUGGUCCCUUGUCAAUUGGGACAUUUUCAUUGGCCUCAACUGAUGUUAGGGUCAACCCUAUUGUGAGGUUUAACUAUUUUCAUAACCCUUUGGAUUUGGAGAAGUGUGUGAAUGGUACUAAGGCAAUUGGUGAUGUUUUGAGGAGUAGUUCAAUGGAUGAGUUUAAGUUUAGAGAUGGGAUUGGGAAUAGGGAGUUUAGGUUUAUUGGACCUCCUUUGCCUAAUGAUCACACUAAUUUUCAAGUUAUGGCUGAUUUUUGUACAAGGACAGUUAGUACUAUUUGGCAUUAUCAUGGUGGGUGUUUGGUUGGCAAAGUUGUUGAUAGUGAUUUCAAGGUUUUUGGGAUUAAUUCUUUGAGAGUUGUUGAUGGUUCAACUUUUAUUCUUUCUCCUGGCACUAAUCCUCAAGCUACUGUUAUGAUGCUUGGAAGAUAUGUUGGUUUGAAGAUAAUCAAAGAAAGAAUGAGAGGAAAAUGAUUUUUGUCUUUUUUUUUUGUUUUGUUUUUUUUUUUUAAUUUCAUUUUCAAGUUUUUUUUACUCAAGCUUUUGAGUAUUUUUUGUAAUUUUUAGAAAUUGGUUGAUUCGUUUAUUCUUUUUAGGAAAAUAAGAUUUGAAUAAUGUAAAUCUUAAUGUAAAUGUAGUAGUACUACUACUUCAAAUUAAACUCAUGUGAAGAAAGAUUUUGCCAAUAUUUAAUUAUAUCUUUUUUUUUUUUUGCAA